AUGGCAAGUCAACGUGAUUCAUGGCUGGCGCUGACGGUGGAAGAGCCGUUGGAACCAGAUUUGCCCAUCUGCGACCCGCACCACCACUUCUGGGACCGGGAGGGCGACCGGUACCUGUUGGACCAGCUUUCCCAGGACCUCGCAGGUGGCCACAACAUUGCCCAGACGGUGUUUAUAGAAUGCCAUUCCAUGUACCGCGCUUCAGGGCCGGUGGAAAUGCGCUCCGUGGGCGAGGUCGAGUUCGUCCAGGGCGUUGCCGCCCAGAGCGCCAGCGGUCAGUACGGUCCCACAGAGGUGGCCGCAGGAAUCGUGGGCAACGCCAACCUCAUGCUGGGCGCGUCGGUACAGCCGGUGCUGGAAGCGCUCCAGGCGGCCAGCGGCAACCGCUUCCGGGGCAUCCGCUUCUCCUGCGCCUGGGAUGCCAGCCCCGAGGUCGGCUCGCCGUCAUCCAACACACCGGGGAUGAUGCUGGACUCCCGCUUCCGGGAGGGGUUCGCCUGUUUGCAAAGGCUGGGCCUCAGCUUCGACGCCCUGGUGUACCACACCCAGCUGAAUGAACUGGCGGACCUGGCCGCUGCCUUCCCCGACACCGCCACCAUCCUGAACCACGUGGGGCGUCCCCUGGGCGUUGGCCCCUACGCGGGAAGGCGGGACGAGGUGUUCGCCGACUGGCAGCAGGGCAUCGCCGCCGUGGCCCAGCGAGAGAACGUGGUGGUGAAGCUGGGCGGGUUCGGCAACCUGAUCAGCGGCCACGACUGGCACCAGCGCGCAACCCCGCCCACCUCGUGGGAGGUGGUGGAGACCAUCGGCCCCUGGCUGACCUACUGCAUCGAGCAGUUCGGGCCGCAACGCUGCAUGUUCGAGAGCAACUUCCCGGUGGACAAGGCAUCCUACUCCUACACCACAGUCUGGAACGCCUUCAAGCAGUUCUCCCGGGAUUUCUCCGAAACCGAGAGGGCCGCCAUGUUCCAGGGAACGGCGGUGCGGUCCUACCUCCUGUAG
Messenger RNA from Geodia barretti, 1002 nucleotides. The record is from the annotation of a GenBank genome assembly. Lineage: Eukaryota; Metazoa; Porifera; Demospongiae; Tetractinellida; Geodiidae.